AAUGACUUUAGGUGAAAGCGAGCACGUAUUGUACGGAUGCUGAUGUUUCUGUUACACGGCUGUGACUGAAUGACCUUGGCUCAGCGAUGCAGUGAAUAAUGCUAACGCAGCGAUAUCAACAGGGCGGAUGUCACAUAAUAACAUCUUCAGGCGCUGAAGUCUACAGCAAUAUCUCCUCGAUUCCCCCGACUGCUUCCUCUAGCAAUCAGUACACACUCAUUCAGUGUGCAAGUCGCUCCUUGCACACACCCGCUAUGGCUUGCGAGUACUAUUCGACUCAGCGGUCUGCAGAGGUACGCUCCUCACGAGCCGAGUCACUUCCAAGGGCGACUACAGGUGAGGUUUCCCGAUGUGAUAUAGCCAUUGGGGUGUCAUGCAUGCAAAUCUGUAAGCGAGGUUGGGUAGAUGGCCAUCUUGAAACUGUUCAGCAGAAGCCAGCAGAUGAUCGACUUUGGGCUUAAUCUGAUAUCGUGUAUGACUCUUUGGAGGUGCAAAGGCAACAUGGAGGCUCCCUGGGGAAUCUCCUGUCUCUGACUCCAAGCAGGGUUGAUCCAGCCUCUGCAAGGGAGCCCCAACCACGUCUCGAGCGCCUUGCCCAUCUAGUAUGAAGGACAUGUCCGUUUACGAGCAGUCUGCUGCAGCAUCUGGCCGCGGACGACCCACAACUGGGCACCUACAAACAGUACAAGCAGGCGAGGAUUGCACGCUGGGGCAUGCGUGACAAAUGGAUGGCGCACUCCGCCUGGGUUGAUGCGAACAAUGCGGAGCGCAAUCCUCGACAGGGAAUAUCCCGCAUCUUGCUCCAGGGGGUGUGAAUGCAUGCAAGCCAUAUGAGUGAAAAUUUUCCGCAUACGCCCUCGUUUUGAUUUUCAGGGUCUAUCGAUCGACAGGUGCCUGUAAAUCUUUGAAAGGGCGUCAAAG
Exophiala xenobiotica is the source of this 921-nucleotide messenger RNA. RefSeq lists its product as uncharacterized. Lineage: Eukaryota; Fungi; Ascomycota; Eurotiomycetes; Chaetothyriales; Herpotrichiellaceae. The transcript has a single exon. The record is from RefSeq and is a predicted model, not a curated record. The coding region runs from base 99 to 461 and encodes 120 amino acids.